Molecule: messenger RNA, 2150 nt
Organism: Chara braunii
Lineage: Eukaryota; Viridiplantae; Streptophyta; Charophyceae; Charales; Characeae
Source: the annotation of a GenBank genome assembly
UUUUUGCCUCGUUAUGGAAUAUUGCCCAAGCGGCAAGAAAGACGACAGCAUGUCGCCCUCGUCUCGCGGCCCGAGAUUUCUGACAGCUGAAUCGACAUGGUGCAGUGUGUGCUUCUUCAUCAUCAUCGCCUGCACCUCAUGCUGCUCGGCUUCGUCGGCGUCGUCGAUCUUCCGCGUGGACCGGGAUGGAUCCUGGCGGGGGGGGGACCUGCGCAGCUCGCCGGCGCGGAUGCCGUUUGAAUUGGGAUCCCGAUCCCGCUCGGUCAACUCCAGUGAGACGGCGAGUAGAGGGGAUGAAGAUUCRUCGGAAUCUUCACCCGAAAGUUCAGCGAURGCAUUUCCGGAGUCGCAAAGACCCCGUCGCCUGCAGAGCGCGCUGCCGYUCCAAUUCCUGGACACGCASCGACUGACUUUCAGCGGCAAUUUGCUGGAAGGAAAGAUCUUUGUGGACMGCGAAGCGKACUCGGAGGAUAUCGUAGCCGUCGACGUSWCAGCCAUCGAUGGCUCGAUCUACUUCAUGAUGAUUGAUCGGGCAUGGAUGCUCUCCACCGCGAUCGGGACCGGCAGCGAUUCCAGUUUCGCCGGUCCUUUCCCCGAUGCCAAUGGCUUCGCGAACGCUCCCGCCUUAUCUCUGGUAGAUAUGGCGCUCUACGGCGGCGGCGACGAGAGGCUCCUCGUCGUCGCUGAUCUGGCUAAUGGCUUGUUAAGGGCUUUCAGGCUAGACUCUCUGGGCCGCCCACCAGCGGUYUGGGACGUGUCGGGACACGUCGGCGCGCAGGAGGGCGGGAUCUACAGCGUUGCCGCGGAUCCAACGCGCCAGCGUCUCUACKUCUCUACAGGGCGUGAUGUCCUCUSGAUGACCAUUCCCUCUCAGCUCGACGGAUCGGUAAUCGUGGAGCCAUUGGCGCGCUUCGCGCCUGCGGCGGCCAGCGGCGCUUCCGCCGGCGKCGGAAUAGCUGCCGUCUUUCCCGUUCACCUGAGCCGCCACGCCAUCUCCGYGGAUGGACAACACAUGUACGUCGCCGACACGCUGUCGAAUUCCAUCCACCGCAUCUGGAUCGCGACGGGACUUACCCAGCCCAUCGGGAUCGGGAUCGCCGCYGGCGGCGGCAAUUCCACAUCAUCGUCAUCGUCGCAGUUCCGCUCUCCGCGUGGCCUCGCGCUCAMGCMCGACGGAUGCCACCUCUUCGUGUCGGAGGAAGAGACCGGUCGCAUCCAACUCGUCAACUUCGAAAGCAGCGGGGGCGACGUCGCUGGCAUUGACAUCUUGGCUGGCAACAGCAGCAGCGUGCGGAGUACAGAGGCCUCGAUGUUGUCGCUAUACGGCCUAGCGAUCUCGCCGGAUGGAGAUUACUUGUACGUAGGAUCUGAUGACGUGGCACUUUACAAGUUCCAGAUCAACAAGAUGAACUUGCCGCCUUGUUCCCCACCCCCCCUUGUUUCGAUUUCCUCCCCACCCCCAAUUUCGUCCUCCUACCCACCCCCAAUUUUGUCCUCCUUCUCGCCACCAGCAAUUUCAUCCUCCUCCUCACCUCCCCUUCCUCCUCCUCCUCCUCCUCCUCCUCCUCCUCCUCCUCCUCCUAGUGAGUCGUCGCCUGAUGGUUCUGUUUCCUCCCAAUCACUGCCUGUGCCUUCCGUUAGCCUAUCUUCUCAGAAAGGGCGGACAAAGAGGGACCAUCCCGAUCCCGGCGCGUCCUCCUCUUCCGCACCGCGCAGAUCAGGCGAUAGCGAUAGCAAGAUGGAUACUGCCGUACUCAUUGCUCUCGCUGUGGGGGUUCCCACCGCCGGGAUCGCGGCUGCGGUAUUGCUGGUCUGGAUCUUUUGCGGCGGCUUCGUACAUAGACGACGCCGCAAUGAUGAGGCCGCCGCCGCCGCCGCCGCCGCACAUCGUCCAGUAGGAGAGAUCGAGCCAGUGGCAAACUUUUCCAAGGGGCAGGGGCAGGGGCAGGGGCAAAUCGACGUGGUGGCGGCGACGCAUAUGCCUCCCCGACCCCCUCAGAUCGAAAGAGUAACAACCCAAUAUCUAACGAACGGGGAGCGGGGGGGAAGGGGAGGUAGGCAUUGGAGAGGCGCAAGUGGGGCUAUCGAGCUUCCUAUUUAAGAAAAAACGAAAUGGAAAACGAAAAAGAAAAUCGAGUGAUCCGAAAAAG